AUGAAGUACAGGAAACCAAACGGCGCCUUUCUCGGGGCGCUCGCGUUGCUGCUGCUGCUGGCGGUGGUUCCAAGCCAGGGCGGCCUGAUCCUGUUUCCCGUGGACGACACCGACCCCGUGAUUGAGUCAUUCUGCGAGGACAUCGCCGCGGGUAUCUUCCCGCACCCGAGCCCGGCCCUGUGCCACGUGUACAUCUCCUGCACCUUCGAGGUACCGACCGUGUACCAGUGCGACGAUGGCUUUGUGUUCGACCCGAGCGCACUCCGGUGCGUUCCGGGCGAUCGACAGCAGUGCAUCGAUCUGUCCGAGCCCGACUGGAUCGCCAUGUGUUCGCCCUACUCGUACGCCUUCUUCCCGGAUCCGACCCGCUGCUGGAGGUUUGUGCUGUGCGAACGACAGACCCCUACCGUGUUCACGUGUCUCGACGGAGAGGUCUGGUCGGUGGAACGGGAUGCUUGCUUGCCGGGCGAUCGAGAUACCUGCGAAGUGUUCGACCCCAGCAACGUCUGCCAGGGACAACCGGAUGGGCUGGUACCACAUCCGGAGCGGUGCACCGAGUUCAUUCGUUGCACCGACGGACAGUCCGCGGUUGAAAGCUGCCCGAUGGGACAGAUCUGGGUCGGGCAGCAAUGCGUCGUGGGCAACACGGACACCUGCGAACCGACGGGUGGCCUCUGCCAAGGAAUCGUCGGUAACGACCUGCGUCCCCACCCGAACGAGUGCCACCUGUUCCUAUUCUGCUCGCCAGACACCGGUGCGACGGUGCUAAUCUGCCCACCUGGUGAGAUCUUCCGCCCGGACAUACGGUUCUGUGUGCCCGGGGAUCGUGAGACGUGUGAGUACAGCAGCGUGGAGACGGCGUGUGUUGGGAGGCCCGAUGGGUUUGUGCCGCAUCCGGACGACUGUCAGCAGUACAUUUCGUGCGUCGGAGGCACCUCGCACGUGGUAAGUUGUCCGGGAGGGUUCAUCUUUGACCCGCCAACGGGAACCUGUGCCCAGGGUGACCCAGAGACCUGUCUGGUGACGGCCGGGCGCUGCAGCAACCUACCGGACGGUACGAUCCUGGAGCACCCGCUCCGGUGCGACAUGUUCCUCCGGUGCGAGAGUGGCUCCGCCGAGGUGCACCUUUGCCCGGUGGGCGAAGUCUUGAACGUGGCCGCCCAGUUCUGUGUGCCCGGGAACGGGGAUACCUGCGAGCGGUUCCCCCUGGAGACGAUGUGCGAUGGCCGCGAGGAAGGCGGUCUACUGUUGCCCCAUCCGACUGAUUGCACCCUCUACGUGGACUGCAGGGGGGGCGGUUUGGUCGUGGAGGGAAGCUGCCCGACGGGUACCAUCUUCGUAGCGCCGGAGCAGACCUGCCGUCUGGGCGUAAAUUGCACCCUGUUGGUGGGUAUUUGUGAGGGACUUCCGGAUGGUACUGUUCUGGAACACCCGGAUCACUGCGAUCACUUCAUCCUGUGCUCGGGCGGGCAACCCGCCGUAAACCCGUGCCCGCCGGGUGAGAUCCUACGUCCGGAUGCGCAGUUCUGUGUGCCGGGACGGUCGGACACCUGCGAGGCCGAUUCGCUCGAGGACAUGUGCCGGGCGCAACCGGACAACACUCUGUUCCCGCAUCCGGACACGUGCUACCUGUCCGUCCGCUGUCUCGGAGGCACCUCGAUCGUUGAGCGGUGUCCGGCAGGGAGUAUCUACGACGCACCGAGCCGAUCCUGUGUGGCUGGCGAUCAGGAAACGUGCGAACCGUACGAAAACCUGUGCGCCGGACAGCCGAACGGAGCGAUUCCUCAUCCGACCGAGUGCGUCAGCUUCAUCGUCUGCGAGGACGGCCGAAUGAUCCUGUGGCAUUGCGCCCCGGGGUACGUGUUUUCGGCUGCGAUCGGUACCUGCGCGAUCGGCAACACGGAGCUCUGCACGCUGCUGGAGGACGGCGUAUGUUCCGGUUUGCCCGACGAUACGAUCCUGGCCCAUCCGAACGAGUGCCACCUCUUCAUACGCUGCACGGGCGGCCUCCCGCUAGUGGACCAGUGCCCGGCGGGCGAAAUUCUGUUCCCCGAGCAACGGUUCUGUGUCCCGGGCACUACGGACACGUGCCAGAGGCAUCCGGUGGAGUCGAUGUGUCACGGUGCGCAGGACGGUACAAUCUACCCACACCCGGAGGGAGGCUGUACGGUGUACGUAGUGUGCACGGGAGGCCAGCCGACGAUGGGGACUUGUGCGGCCGGCCACAUAUUCCACGCUCCAAGCAGUUCGUGUCGACCGGGAAAUACCGACACUUGCCAGCUGCUGGACGGCGUGUGCGUUGCCGAACCGGAUGAGACGAUCCUGGAGCACCCGAACCUGUGUGGACACUUCGUGCGGUGUAUGGGGGGCAUGGUGGAGAUACACGAGUGCCCGGCGGGCGAAAUCCUACGACCCGAUGCCCAGUUCUGUGUGCCGGGGAGCGCCGACACCUGCUCGUUCGAGCCCGAGGACCUGAUGUGCUUCGGACGUCCGGACGGGCUGCUGUACCCGCAUCCGACCGACUGCGGAAUGUUCGUGCGCUGCGAGGGGGGCUCGGCCGUGCUGGAGUGGUGUCGCCCCGGAACGAUCUACCGGGCGGCAAGCCAAACGUGCAUCGCGGGCGAUGUCAACACGUGCGAAUUCCUCGAUGGGUUCUGUGCCGGGCGCCCGGAUGCGGUCCAUCCGCACCCGGGCGGCUGCGAGCUGUUCCUGAUGUGCACGUCCGGCAUCACGACGCCCUUCCGGUGCCCGGACGGGGAGAUCCUGCACCCGGAGCACCUGAUUUGCGUCGACGGCAACGCCGACGACUGCACACUCUCCCCGGUCACCACCGAGCCGCCGAUCAUCUCCGUCUGCGAGGGUCGCCCCGAUGGGAACUACACGCAUCCGCUGCUGUGUUACCUCUUCAUCCGCUGUAUCGAUGGCCAAACGGACAUCCUGACCUGCCCGCCGGACCACAUCUUCGUCGGCGCGAUCCGCGACUGUGCCCCCGGUGACCAGGCCACUUGUAUUCCGAAACGUGCCGAAAGGAAGGCGAAGAGGUGCCACUCCCGAGCGACAUGUGCCGCGGUAUCGUCCUCGGCAGGAUGCUGCACCCGGAGGACUGCACGAAGGUUUGUCUUCUCCGAGCGCCUGUUUCUGUGUCUCCCGGGGGAUGCGAACUCGUGCCAGGUGACACUGCUGCCCACGACGUCCACGAUUGCCCCGGAGGAUAUUCUACCGAUCCCCAGUGAUAUCUGUCGGGAGCAAAAUGUGUCGUUCGGAAUGCUGCCACAUCCGCAGUUCUGCACGCGCUACAUCAUCUGCGCCCUGUGGAUCCCCAUCGAGCGCGAGUGCGACCGGUUCCAGGUGUUUAGUGAGCGCUUGUCCAUGUGUUUGCCAGGCCUGGUAAAUAGCUGCCGACCAAUCAUUGGCCGAUAG
This is a messenger RNA of Anopheles cruzii, 3420 nucleotides long. RefSeq lists its product as uncharacterized. The coding region runs from base 1 to 3420 and encodes 1139 amino acids. Gene Ontology annotation, cellular component: extracellular region. The record is from RefSeq and is a predicted model, not a curated record. The transcript has 3 exons. Lineage: Eukaryota; Metazoa; Arthropoda; Insecta; Diptera; Culicidae. Gene Ontology annotation, molecular function: chitin binding.